Molecule: messenger RNA, 1302 nt
Organism: Coprinopsis cinerea okayama7#130
Lineage: Eukaryota; Fungi; Basidiomycota; Agaricomycetes; Agaricales; Psathyrellaceae
Exons: 3
Coding region: 1-1302 (433 amino acids)
Source: RefSeq, a predicted model, not a curated record
AUGUCAUAUUCGCCACCGAUCCGCCGUUUAUCGUCAGCGAGCAACAGCAGUCGCCACCAGGAAGAACUCAUUAAUGCAUACGAAGCAGAGGAAGAGAGAAUCAUUAAUUUGUUGUCGAGGAAGCUGGAACAGCUUCGUCAAGAGAAGAUCGGACUCGAGAACGCCCUGGAAGCCGAAUCUGAAUCUCAUGUGAACAGGCUUUCGCGAGAGCUCUCUGCUCUUCGUCUCGCACAACAACAAUUUCAGCAGCAGCAACAAAAUGGGAGCGCCAAUGGAACAGGUCCGAGUUCUAGCGCUCUCUCCAAUGCCGACCUCGCCAGCUCUCCUGAAACUAGAAUGGGUCUACGAACUUUCAUGAACGGAAGUCAUGUCGAUCCGAGCCCCGAGGCCGUUCUGGAGGCUUUGAGACAAGAGAACGAGCAACUCAGGAAUAAGCUCGUGGACACGGAACGAGAAUACAUCCGGAUAACCAGACUGAACGAUAUCUAUCGAGAAGAACUUAUCGACCAUCGUCGACGGCUUGGACUUCCUUUAGAUAACCUGAUAGGGCUGUCUUCUGAUCCAUUGUCCCAGCCAACGCACCGCCAGCCGACAUCCUACUCCAUAUCCAAUGGAUCCUCUCCUUCCACCUCUGUUUACUCGCGACCUUCGCACCCACAAGGCGUACCCAUACCUCGAGCCCACACAUCAUAUCGUCCACCAAACCAUAUCUCUUCAUCUGAGCUCAACACGCCGCUCUCGCACUCUCCCUCCUUCUCUGAAUCGCCGUACCCAUUGUUUUCACCAGGCACAUCGGCGGCUACCAAUGCUGCUAGCAUUAUGACUUCAAGCACUAAUAUCACUAGUCCUCCAUCAUCAGCCUCUUUAAACAACCCUCCGACGCUUUCACUGACACCAGGAAGAGGAUUGACUUAUCCUUCCGUCCCUCCACCUUCUCUAUCCUCUUCGUUUGGCUCGCCCACCGUUUCCUUCCACAUCCCCCAUCGAGACCCGUCUCUAUCGCCCAUUGAACCCCUCAGCAGACGGAACUCUAAUGCUCGAAGGGGAAGUAUAUCCCGUAGCGGGGGUCCAAGUGGAGGAGGAUCGGCUAGUCGGAGAGCGAGUCUAGACUUCGGUGCCAGGGUGGCUGAGACGGGGACUUUGGUUCCAAGACCUGCUAGAAGCAGGGCUGGGAGUCAGAGUGCGGAGCGUCAACUGGAGGCAACCUUGGAAGUCGAAGUUUUUGACAAUGACCUUGGCGUAGUGGACGAGAGCGAGGAUGUUGCCGGAGGGACGGCGGCGGAGAAGGAAUCAAAGGUUUAG